Molecule: messenger RNA, 4290 nt
Organism: Rotaria sp. Silwood2
Lineage: Eukaryota; Metazoa; Rotifera; Eurotatoria; Philodinida; Philodinidae
Source: the annotation of a GenBank genome assembly
AUGUUGAUUUUAGCGUCACUUGGCAGUUGGCUACCUUUUGCAAUUGUUGGUUUGUUCAUUAUAUUCUUGUCGAUUAUAUUUACAUUACGUUAUCAACAAAACCGAGAUCGAGAUUGUUUGGUUACAUUAGUUUGUUCAAUUUCAUUAAUUAUUGCUUUAUUAACAUCAAGUUUAUUACCAACCGAUGUUAUUCUUGUAUCAUUUAUGAAAAAUCCGAAUGGAACAUUUAAAGAGUGGACAUCAAAUCAAACAACUCGAGAUCAUAUUCAAAAAUAUGUGGAAGUUGGAUAUUAUGUUCUAUAUGGUCUUGUCAUUCUUAUGGCUUUUCUUGUUAAUCCAUUUCUCUUUUUUUAUUAUGAAGAAAAAGAAGAACAAGAAGAAACAUCAAAACGAGUACGUUCAGCAAUUAAAUGGACAAUUGGAUUUUUAAUUUUUCUGAUUAUUUUAAUUAUACUUGGAAUAUUUGUUCCUCAAUUGGCAACAUUACCAACGGAUAAUUCAACAAGUGAAUGGGAUCAUGUGAAAUAUCUAAUCGAUCAUUUUGAUAGUUCAAGAAUUGAAGAUUCAAUUUCUUUUGCAAUAUUUACUUUAAGUAUUAUUGGAUUUCUUCUUUUAACAAUUUAUACGGGUUAUGGUUCUAUUGCUUGUCCAUUAUCAUUAAUUCGUGGUAAACGAAGUGCACGUUUACAACAAACAACUAUUGAAGAACAACGUAGUGAAAUACAAAAUCAAAUAAGAAUAUUAAAAACUCGAUAUCCACGUCAUGUUCCAAUGCCAGUUCGUGAAAAACGUAAAUUAGCUGAACUUGAACAACAUGAUGCAGUUUUAUGUCGAAAUGAAGAAUCAAUAAUAAAUGUUCGACAAAGUUUUUGUUUUAAAUGUCGUUAUAUAUAUCGACCAAUACAAAUAAUUCUUGGAAUUCUCUUAUUUUGUUUUGCUUUACUUAUAUUUAUUUCACUUUUAUUAAGUAAUAUUAAUAAAUGUAUUAAUUUUAUUAAUUUUAAACAAAUAUUUGCACAAGGCAAUCAAACAUUACCAAAUCCAAUUGAUAUUGUUUUAACAUGGACUGGAAAAUUUUAUCCAAUCAGUUAUAUUUUUCUAUCUGGUUUAAUGAUCUAUAUUAUUUUAACAUCUCUUUAUGGUUUACAACAAAUUGGUAUUUGGUAUUUUUGGAUUCGAGACGAACGUAUUCUAUUUCAUUAUAAUGGCCAUGGUGUACCACGACCGACAGCUAACGGAGAAAUUUGGGUAUUCAAUAAGAAUUUUACGCAAUAUAUACCAUUAUCUUUAUAUGAUUUACAAAAAUGGAUGAGUUCACCAUCAAUCUAUGUAUUUGAUUGUUCUCAUGCCGGUGUUGUUCUUAAUUUAUUUGUUAAAUUUGCUGAGCAAAUUGAUAAAGAACUUGAAGACGCUCGAAGAAAUAUAGCACAAACUCCUUUCUCUUCUUCUACACCUGCUCAUGCCACAGGUCCAAUACUACCACUUCUCCCUACAUCUUCACCUAUACAUGAUAUAUUACUUGGUGCUUGUGGUGAAAAUGAACUUUUACCUAUGAAUCCUGAAUUACCUGCUGAUUUAUUUACAUCUUGUUUAACUACACCCAUAAGAAUAGCAUUACGUUGGUAUGUUUUACAAAAAAAUAUAAGUCGUCUAAAUCCAAAUAUUGAUCAAGAUAUGAUUGAUAAAAUACCUGGCACAGUUACUGAUCGAAAAUCAAUGUUAGGUGAAUUAAAUUGGAUAUUUACUGCUGUAACAGAUACAAUUGCAUGGAAUUCAUUACCAAAAGAUACAUUUCAACGUUUAUUUCGACAAGAUCUAUUAGUUGCUUCACUUUUUCGAAAUUUUCUUCUUGCUGAAAGAAUUAUGCGCUCAUAUGGUUGUCAUGUUUGUUCACGACCAGCAUUGCCACCUAUGUUUGAACAUCGAUUAUGGAAUGCAUGGGAUAUGGCACUUGAUUUAUGUCUUAAACAAUUACCAUCUGUAUUGAAACAAACAGAAAGUGGUAUACGUGAACCUAUUUAUGAACCAAGUUCGUUUUUUGCCGAUCAAUUAACAGCAUUUUCAGUUUGGCUUGGUGAAAAUUCUUUAUUAACAGCAACGCUUGAAAAAGAACAUUUGAAACAACCUGAACAAUUACCGAUUGUUUUACAAGUAUUACUCAGUCAGUCUCAUCGACAGCGAGCACUUGAUUUACUUGCACGUUUUCUUGAUAUUGGUACAUGGGCUGUUCAUCUUGCACUAUCAGUUGGUAUAUUUCCCUAUGUACUUCGAUUAUUACAAGCAACAAGUGAUGAUUUACGACCGUAUCUUGUCUUUAUUUGGGCAAAAAUAUUAGCAGUUGAUCGAGCAUGUCAAAUAGAUAUUAUACGUGAAAAAGGUCAUGAAUAUUUUAUUUCAACAUUAACCGAUGUUCGAUCUUCAAAUGGUGUUCGUGCAUUAGCUGCUUUUAAUUUAACUUGUUUAGUUGAUAAUUAUACUAAAGGACAGGAUGAAUUAUUACCAGUCAUGUCUCGUGUACUUGAUAUUUUAAAUACGCCUACACCAUAUUUUCAUGAAACAUCAGCUCUUUUUCUAUGGUCAACAUUAUUUCUUGGACAAGCUUGGCGUUCAAAUGCAAAUGCUUGUGAAAAAGCUGUUCUUAUUCGUGCACCAGAUACAUUACAAAUUUUACUUACUACACAUGACUCUCCUGAAGUUCGUGCUGCUUGUGCAUAUGCUUUAGGUACUUAUUUAUCAUCAUCAACAUCGGGUAAUGAAUUAAGUGAACGUCGAAGUGAACAAUCAAAAGAAGCAGCUACUGUUCUUAUGCGUAGUCUUCAUGAUGGUUCACCACUUGUUCGACAAGAAGUUCUUGUUGCUUUACAUCAUUUUCUAAACUUAUUUACUCAAACAACUACUACUAGUGGAACAAAUAUUACAAGUAAUGUUAAUCGUACUGGUAGUUUAUUAUAUAAAACUGUUUUUGAUAAAGUUACAGAAGCAAUACAAACUGUUGCUUCAUCUGAUCCAUCACAUGAAAUGGUACAAUUAGCUGAAACAAUUCUCACACAUUUACAACAGCCAGUUAGCACAACAUUUUUUCAAUGGUGUUGCAGUCGAUUUCGAGUAUCAAAUACAAUAACACGUGAUCUUGGAUCUGGUAUAGCACAACAACUAGGUGCUUCGUAUAGUGAAGAUGAAGACGAUUGUUUUGCUCGUAGUGGUCGUUAUUGGCGUAAUUAUUGUAUACGUUCAAAUCCUAGUAGAUUAGCUGAUUUUCAACAUAUGCGUGAAACAAUAUUCAAUAGUCGUAUAUCAAGUGCUGCUCCACUUGUUUUAUGUCUUCAUCCAUAUGAAAAUUAUUUAGCCGUAGCAAAUUUACAUGGAAAUUUGAACUUUUAUGAAUUUGAUGGAACUCCACGUUCAAAAUCGACAUUAAAGGUAGGUUCAGUAGGUUCAACGAUCAAUACAUUAGAUUUUAUUAAUGCACAUGAUCGAACAUUAAUUUGUGUUGGCACUGAUACUAGUGCUAUUCGUAUAUUUGAUGAAUCUACUCAUCGUCUUAUUUCAUCAUGGAUAGCUUUAUAUGAUCAACAUAAUCAUUUUCAUUCUUCUCCUCAUCAUCAUCGUUUAACGACUAAUCCUACUGCAACUACAAAUACGAAUAUUUCUACAUCACCAGCAAAAUUCGUUGUUGAUUGGAAUCAACAAUUAUGUCGUAUAUAUGCAUCAAGUUCUGAUAUUGAUUAUAUAUCCCUAUGGGAUGUUGAACGUGAACGUUGUUUAUAUACAAUGGAUACAGGUACAUCUGGUGGUGUUUAUUGUCUUAUAUCAGAUUCUAAUGGUUAUUGUGCAGCUGGUCUGGGUGAUGGUACAGUACGUUGUUUUGAUACACGUUCACGAGAAAAUACAAUAGCUAUUAUUCCAUCACCAACAUCAUUAAAUCGUCAUUCUCCAAUAAUAAAAUUAAGAUCUGAUAUGAAUGAUCGUUUAUUAUCAAUUAGUAAUAUGGGACAAUUAAGACGAUGGGAUAUUGAAACAGGUAUUAGUGCUGAAUUACCUGUACCACAAACAUCUCAACAUAUAUCAGCAGCUGAUGUUCAUUUAACAGGUAAUGUAUUAGCACUAGCAACAUCUAAUGCUUUACAAUUUAAAACAUGUUUCGGUGAUCUACUUUUUGAUAUAAAAAAUUCGAAAUUUGCUCAAGUAUCAUGUUUAUCAUUUCAUCAAUAUCGACAAUUACUUGCUGUUGGAUUUAAAGAUGGUUCUUUAUCAAUGUUUACUGGAAAGACAAAUUCAUCAACUGUAUGA